Orbicella faveolata is the source of this 2340-nucleotide messenger RNA. RefSeq lists its product as uncharacterized. The record is from RefSeq and is a predicted model, not a curated record. NCBI's taxonomy places the organism in Eukaryota, Metazoa, Cnidaria, Anthozoa, Scleractinia, Merulinidae. Gene Ontology annotation, biological process: signal transduction. Gene Ontology annotation, cellular component: cytoplasm. Gene Ontology annotation, molecular function: protein binding.
AGCUUGUUCGAAAGGUAGACUGCCUUCACAUCACAAGUAGUUCCUUAAUGAGGAAUGCCUCAUAACACCCUUUCAAAAUUUAUUUUCCAAGGUCAGUGGCUCACACCCACUUUGAUUAUUGCUUUUUCUCUCAUUAUUGUUAGCCGUUGAUCUUUACUUGCUUGUUCUCAUAACUUUGCAGUUCUAGCAUGAGACCAGAUUUAAGUGUCUUGAAAACUCAGACCAGAUCGGAUUUCAACCUUUUCAUUUGUAGGACCUAUAUGUACACUGUAAAAUAAUAUAUCUCUAUUUUGUGUAUAAACAUAGUACUGUAAGUGUCAAAAUGCAGUGCAUUUAUUUUCAGAGCUAAAUGGGAACACAGAUGACAUUCAAGAACUGCAGAACAAAAUCAUGGAGGUGUUGAGACAGGAGCCAUAUAUGGGGCAGAAGAUACCAGUCAGAUGGUUUCUGUUUGAAAAGGUGAUUGAAGCCUUGAUUGCCAAACAGAUAUUUCACAUAAAUCUGGUGCAACUCCAAAACUUUGCCAAAAGCCAGUGCUUUAUAGAAGAUGCAGAUGAGCUUGAUGGUAUGAUCAGUUUCUACCAUGGCCUUGGUAUGAUUGUCAAGCAUCGCAAUACAGUUGUUCUGAAGGCUCAGUGGCUGAUUGACCUGUUGAAACAGCUGAUAACCAUUCCACACUUUGAUAAAAUGGAUCCUGUCCACACCAAGUACUGGAAAGAACUGGAGAAAAAUGGCAUCCUCUGCAUGGAACUCAUUGAUGAUGUCUUUUCCAAGUUUAUUCAACAAGGCAUUAUCAAAGAUGACAUCUUGGACAUGAUGGAGCAGUUUGGAUUGAUCGCCAAGUUCUCACCGUCUCCAAGUGAUGUAAAGUAUUUUGUACCAGCUCAACUGAAGACACCGCCUAAAGACCUUUGUCAAGUGGCACCAUCUCACACUGAUCCUUGUCCUUUGUAUAUUCAUUUUGUACAUGGCUUUGUCCCUCAUGGUCUGUUCUCACAGCUUGUGUCACGAUUUAUUUGUUGGUGUUGUAAGACAUGGCCCUUGCAGCAUCCCAAGCUGUACCAAAAUGGAGCAUGGUUUGUUAUUGGGAAACAAAUCCAUGAUUUAAUUGUCAUUUGCAAGAAGAGUUUCAUCAAGAUCGUCCUAAAACAAAGAAAAGAAAGACAUCCGGUUAAUGCACACAAGAAGAUAAAACUGGAAGUGUCAGCUGAGAUGUCAGAAGAACUACACAUAGCUACACAAGUGCGUGAGUUAGUAGAAGGAACUUUGCAAACCUUGUCAUUGGAGCUGCCAUGCCUGAGCGGAAUGCAGUGUAAGUUGUGUGUAGCCUGCCCAUACUGUCAUCAAGGGAGAGACAGGGCUGGUCAAGAGUGUUCUAACCAUGGAAGAGUGUCAUGUGAUGAUGAGGGUUGCUUCCACUUUCUUGAAGUAAAACAGGGUCAACCACUGAUUUGUAUGGAGGAGGUCUGGGAUGAAGUGCUCACUGUCCAUGGACUGGAGAAAUGGUUCUUGAAGAGAACAAGCCAGGAUCUGAUUCCAUUUACCACAGUUGCUAGUUCACAAGAUGCACCAGCACAAGAUCUGCCUGGACAAAUGUUCAUGAAUAUUCAGCAAAUGCAAUGCGAUGUAAGCAAGGUGUGCGGUAAUACUGACCUGUUGGCAGAGUUGGAGAAGAUUGCGUCAGAGAAAGGCUUUGUGAUUUCUGACAAUGAAGGGUCAGGAAACUGCAUGUUUUAUGCAUUGUCUGAACAGCUGAACCUUGUGAAAGGAAUCAAGAUCCCACAUGGAGAAUUAAGACAAUUCAUAGUGCAGUACCUCAGAAAGAACCCAAAACUGCCUGAUGGAACAGAUCUGUUUAACUUCAUCAAUGGAUAUCAGUCAUGGGCUGAUUAUCUUACAAACAUGGAGCAAGAUGGCACGUGGGGUGAUCAUGUGAUUCUGUAUGCGACUGCAAACUACUAUAAAACGUACAUUCACGUGAUCAGCAGUCAGUCAAAUCACCCUGACGCUACUAUCAGGCCUGAUGGUCACGUGAUCAGCACCAACCCUCUUGUGCUGGGGCAUGUUCACGAGGUCCACUACGUCAGCCUGCAACCCAAACAAGGUAAGGCCUCAUGCAACACACUGUGUCACAGCAGAGUUCCGGCAGUCUGAAGGGCUGCCAAGCAGAGCCCCAUACUCGUAGAAACCCGUGAAACACUUUUGUCACAGUGAAAAUGUCUUGCGGUACUGCUUGUGGGCAUGUACACAGUCUCUUAGUGAUAAUGAUCUUCUUACUAAAUUACAGUCUGGUUUUAAACCUCUCCACUCUACCCGGACUGCUCUUAUAACAAUAAUAAU